AACUCAUCUUCCUCGACCGGGUCUUCUUCUCCUGACUCCAUGCCCGGUUAGGUUCCCAACUCCUCUAUUCCCGACCCGCAACCUGUUAAUCAGAUGCCCGGUGAAGUUUUUAUGGGGAGGGAUGACCCGGUUGAUGACGAACCGGGUCCCUACGACCCUGAAAACGAAACCCGGGAUGCGUGGGAGGAGCGGCUCCAUGCCGCCGGUUACUUUCCGCUCCCCACCUUCUACGUCCUUGACAUUCCCUCCCAUGUUUCCAAAAUUGCUUUGAACAAAAUCCGUAGGAGGCUCCCGGAUGGGUAUACCCUUUUGUAUGAACAUGAUUGGUCUAAUAUUGUUGAGUCCCACCGGGAGGAUAGGAUAGGGUUUCACACGAUUUCCCUAGAAGCGGGCAUCGUUUUUCCUCUUCGCCCGCUCCUAACCGAAGUAUGCCAUGCGUUUAGGAUUUUACCCAGCCAAAUAACCCCUAACGCCCACCGGUAUCUUCAUUCCUUUGUGAAUAUCUGCACUCAUCUGAAAAUCGUCCCCUCCUUGCGUCUUUUCCUUUUUUGCUUUGAAGUCCUACCGGGCGGGACUGGCUGCGAAGGUUUUGUAUUCUUCAAAGCCCGUACCGGUAGGAAGUUCAUUUCUGAAGUCCCCCAGAGUAACCGGGGAUGGAAGGAAAUAUUUGUUUUCAUCGAGUUUCCUCCCUUCGUCACUCCUUUGGCCGGUCUGAAAUGGAACGACCAUCUCCUCGACCAAGAGUACGCUGCACCGGCUUCCUCCCCUGACUUGGAAGCGAAUCUUGAGGUCCUCAUGCGCGGGGAUCCUUUAACCGGGAGGGUCUUCCAUUAUGGCAGCUGGGUUUGGAGGGUGGAGUCGGGUGGUGAGGGUACCUCCCAGGCCCAUGAAGCAGCGGGGCGCGGGGUACCCUCCCCGGGCAACACUGCAGAGGCGGAGGGCCAGAACCACCCAGAUAUGGAGUUCGAGGAGUUUGCCAUUCCCGAUGACCAACCAGCGGGAGAAACCGGGGGCUCCCAGGCGAACCCUACCAAAACCUUCCCGGUCAAUCAAGAGACCGUGGAGAUUUUGGAUGAGGACAAACCGCAAGACUACCGGUCUAAGGGGAAGGAGAAAGAGAAGACUGGUCGUCGGACCAAGAAGGUGGCCACCAACCAUCCCUCUGCCAUGAACAAGAGGCAGAGGACAGAUCCUGGUGCGGCCCAUCAGACCGUGGAGGAAGCCUACAUCAACCUCGGUCUGCGGCUGAGGGAGAUUGGGCCCAUCACCGCCGACCGGUUGGGAAUGGACUCUCCAACUGAGGUGGCCAGGCUGAAGAAGAAGAACGAAGAGCUGGCCCUCAUCCUAAAGAGCCAAACGGAUGAGCUGGCCAAGUUGUCAAAGAUGGUCGGGUCCUUGGGGGCAGAGAACACCCGGUUGAAGGAGGAGAACGGCCAGCUGCUGGACAAGGUCUCCGAAACAAAAAGGGAGAUGGCGGAGAAGGAAGAAAACUUCCCCGGGCGCGCAGCUGCCUGGGUUGAGGAAAAUAAGGCCGAAGCUGCCCGGGUGCUGACGGCGAGCCCAGAGGCCACCAUGGAAUCCUUCAGGCUUCUAUACCGGGAGCCUGAAGGAAAGAAGAUGAUAACGGAAAUUGGGUCCUUCGGAUUCAAAAGCGGCCAAAAGAAAGACCGGGCAGCCUCCCACCGGAUCCUCCUGAAGAGAGACCCGGCCUUCACUGUGGCUUCCUACGGCCUGGCUCCCAUCCCGGAGGAAGAGCCAACUCCCCCAUUUCCCCUUGACUGAUCUCCCCGGCUGCGCCCGGUUGAAUUAUCUUGUAAAACUUUGAACUCAUUUCCCUGGGAAUGCCCGGUGUAUCUCUAAACAUUUAACAUGCUUGUUCCGUUUGAAUGCCAUGUUUAAUUUCCUUAUUGGUUAAUCUUUCAUAUCUGCUUGCUUGUUGAUUUAUACUUUGCUCUUGCUUCUUAUAAAUUCUGACCGGUAAAUAAAUCAGACCACUUCUC
Molecule: messenger RNA, 2000 nt
Organism: Cuscuta campestris
Lineage: Eukaryota; Viridiplantae; Streptophyta; Magnoliopsida; Solanales; Convolvulaceae
Source: the annotation of a GenBank genome assembly